Molecule: messenger RNA, 1437 nt
Organism: Plutella xylostella (diamondback moth)
Lineage: Eukaryota; Metazoa; Arthropoda; Insecta; Lepidoptera; Plutellidae
Source: RefSeq, a predicted model, not a curated record
CUUCAGCGAGUCCGCAUCCCCGUGCCAAACCGUUUCUAACGUACAACGUGACUGGAAGCGCGUCAACGUUCGAAAUAUUACUCAAUACAGUGAUUUCGUAAACAUUUUGGCCGCACGUCAAGAGUGGUGUGAGAGACAUACGUGUGUUUGAGGUUCCUUUAUGAAGAUGAGGGACAGUUGGGGAUCCUGCGCCGACAGCGCCGAGCUCAAGAUGCUGGACAAGUCCACGCUCGGCGGCAGCUGGGAGAGUGUGAUCUCCCGUGACGACUACGACGUGGACUACAGCCCGCGCGUGUCGCCUCUGAAGGACACGUCCAACUUGGAGGAGGCUCCGUACUGCAUCAGCCGGCACAACCCCAACCGGACCUUCAGGAGGGAGUCGGUGAUCGCCAGCUGGAGGAACCUGAAGAAGGAGCGGGAGCAGGCGCUGGGCAAGCGCUUCGUCAUCGUCAACUCCGAGAACUACGAGGACUACUACGGAAGGAACAAAGUGAAGCGGUGCAAGAGCGACCGCUCGGCCGCGGCGCCGCGGGUACCUAAGAAAGUGAAGAGGACCUACUCGGUGCUGUACAGAUACGACCCUACUGAGGAAAAGGUCGUAAAAGAAUACAAGUACCAGCCGGCGGCGCUGCCAGAGCAGGAUCUCCCGAUGCUGCCCAUCAUCAGAUGCCGGUCGGAGCCGUUUCUGGUGCCUCAGAAGAAGACGAAGAAGGUGAAGAGGUCGUUCACGACGCUGCUGAGCAUCAAGACCAAGUUCCUGAAUAUCUUCGCGCCGAAGAGUUAAGUUGAGUGGAGUGUGUGCUGGAUAUUUGCUCAAUUUGUUUCAUUUCGACUUUGCCUGCGCGCGCGCCGGUGAUGUUGAAGGUCUGGAAAGUUCUAGUCAAAGUGUCGCGGAGACUCGAAGGAGAGCAGUGACGUACUUCUCAGUUUUGCCACGUCAAUAUUUUCCGCAAGAAAGACUUGGAAAGAUCAAUAGAUAUUGAUUUAGUGUAUUUUGACGUACCAAUUGUAUUUAUAUUUGUAUAGAUUUUUAAGGAAUAGUUUGUAAGUUGUGAUCGUAAACAAUAAUUGAGUAUUGUGAAAUUGUGCAAUCAGUAGAGCGGUUGUUGAGAUUAUGGGCUAUGUCAAACUGUUAACGAUUGUUGGUUUAUGAUGAUGAUGAAGAUCGUUAUGAUUAAAAAUUGUAAAUCAAUACAUUUUAGUAUUGCUUAUUCAAAGAAGUGGCAAUUAUAAAUAGUAUCAUACUAUUCAUAUUUUGCCCUUAUUAAUUAAAGUCAGCUCUAAAAAACAUUAAUCAUUCAUGGUUAAUUCAUAAUAUUGUACAACACUAUGUAUUACAAUAACGGUUUACGUACUCAAGUGUAUGGUCUCAUUCCUCUUUAUCUUAAGAAUUAGGAUUAUAUAAUUAAUAAACAUUAUUUAAUAAUUUUUACACAA